This is a messenger RNA of Bactrocera oleae (olive fruit fly), 3130 nucleotides long. The record is from RefSeq and is a predicted model, not a curated record. Lineage: Eukaryota; Metazoa; Arthropoda; Insecta; Diptera; Tephritidae.
ACUUACAUAUUACCUAUGUAUGUAUGUAUAUUGAACUCGUAGAGAAGUGGUCAAAUCGGCCCAUAAACAUGAUCUGAGUGAAGGGUAUACACAUGUGAAUAUACGUACUAUAUCUGACUUCCCAAUAUCUAACUACCAAGAGAAAUUUUUACUUACGAUUUAUACUUCAAAACUCUUACAUUUCGACAAUUCAGCGGUCGAUCUGAGUCAACCGAGCGAAUGAGCACUUGUGCAAACCGAAGAGAAAAAAUGGUAGCAAAUGGGACAUAAAACAUGAGCAGUUCGCUCACGUUGAGGUUCUCGGAGCGUCAUGCGCACAACACCUAACAAUGACAGCCAAUGUGAUCUUCGACAAUGUUGGCGACGGCGGUGCGAGCGAAGAAUGUGCACGAAUAUAAAACCUCACUGCAGUGAUAAUUGAAUCAAAAGCGUUCAACACUUCGACUAGUCUAAGUAUCGUGCGAAAGCUACGGUACGGUCAAUUCGAGGCAGUUAAAGUGGAAAAUCACUAAAGGAAUAGCAAGUGUGAAAAGGCUUUUAUCGAAAUUAAUAGUGAAUCGAUCGAAACCCACUAACCACUUUAAUUUUAAUUAAAACUCCAACCAGUGUACCUACAAAUUUCUUAAUCUAACAAUUAUAUGAAGCAAACAGAGUAAAGUGAUAUUAAAACAAAUAAACAAAAAUUACACUUAUGUAAUGUGCUGACGCUCAUACCAUAUUCCCCUCAACUAACUAUUUAAAAAAAAACAAUAUGUGUCAAACUUCCGGUCCCGGUAUGCAAAGUGAUCAAAUUCGGAAAUUCAUAGAGCAGGGAAUGCCCGAGAAAAUUGUUAAGACAGUGAAGUAUACGAUUCGGAAACGUGCGGCUGCACAAAACUCCCCCAAUACCAACAUGGAUACACAUAAUAUAAACGAUGUGAAUGUCUUAAAUCCAGUUCCUACGGACCAGAUUAAACCUUUAAGUAUUCCUCGCAUGUGCGGGCGGUUCCGCAAUCAAGCAACAGAGUCCGAUGCUUCAUUGCAGGAUAAAAUUACCAACAUCGGUGCUGCAGGCAGCGAAGAUAUUCAAGGCAGUAAACCUCAAGGCAACAUGGACGCCCUCGCCAUAACAACUGAAAUGACGAAACACUUCGUGCAACGAAUGUAUGGCAUUGUGGGAAAAAUGCAAAACAGCAAAUUAUAUACAUCACGGUUUCAAUUUCCUGCAAUAUUUUCAUCUGCACAUUCCAUGCAAAUGCAGUACCAAUGAAUGUUAAAUUUGGAAAGUAUGUCUGUAUAUUGAGAAGGUGACAGCAAUUUCGCACGAGCACAAUCGUUCUGGUCCCAAGUCAAAACUCAUAUGAAAAUUUACCCUCAUUUAAAUUGCAUGCGUUUUCGCACGUACGCCAUUCCGCUGCGACUUCUAAGCACAUAAAUAUGCACAACGCAGAGAAACAAUUCAAGCUUUUUUUAUAAGAUUGGUGUUUUUGCAAGCUACAAAAAUCGUGUGUUCAUAAAUAAUAUUACCUAAGGAAAUCAAACAAUUUUAAGGCCCAUAACAGUUUUUCAAUUCCUUCAACAUAAUAAAUUCAUUGGAUGUAUAACCGUUUUACAAUUUGCUUCACGAAAUGGGGAAGUAUAACCAUCAGCCGUCCAUAAUCGGCUUGAUAAUUUAAAAUCAUAUGAAUGUGUUUAAAGUUACGAACACUCGAUAUUUAAUCAUUUACAGAUUACUAACGAGAACGACGCAACCAGCCCACAUAGUUGCCGUCUGCGUGCUGACUUUUGUUACUUUCACGGUAUGGCCAGACAUAAUAGACACCCGUAAUGCUUCUAGUAGGAGAAUCUCGGAACAAGACCGAAAUGAACAACAUAAUACUUUGGCUGCAAUCGCAUACUUGGGAGCAUUCGCCACGCAUUUUGGUGCCCAGAUAUGGAUGACAUUCAUCUCAGGUUUAUCAUUAUAUUUCUCGUUGCCACGACAUAUAUUUGGGCAAUGUCAACAGAUUCUGUUCCCACGUUAUUUUGCUAUGAGCUCAAUAUUGAGCAUAAGUAUGCUGAUACUCUUUGUGAAGUACUUCCUCACCUCAUGGAAUGCAACCGCAAUAGUGCAGCUGAUAGCACUGAGUGUCACUGUUUUUAUUGAGAUUAUUAUACGACUCUACCUCGCACCGCCAAUGCUGCGACUGAUGCACGAGAAAUAUCGGAUUGAAGGUGCUAUCGGCAGUGGACGGGAAGUGGGUUCACUUGAGCAAGGUGAUCUCAUUCAGUGUCCGCACUAUCAACGAAUUCACAAAACUUUUCGCCGCAUCCAUAUGACGAUAGCCAUGGGCAAUAUGUCUGUAUUGUUAGCUACAUGCCUUCACUUGUAUUUUCUCGCAUCGAAAAUACAAAUUAGUUAAGGUAGUAAAAUGGAUAUAUUUGAAAUUAUCCAAACUAAAAGUGGCAACGGUUUAAACAACUCAACAAAAAUCAUUUAUAACCACAUUUUGAUUGAGUUGCAACAACUUGUGGCAGCUACCAGACCACCGAUGUACUGGGUUAUGUAUGUGGAUGUGACAAUAUCCAACUAUAUACCAAAAAAUUUAUUGCAUUUGUAUACUAUAAGAAGUUAUUAAAAUAAAAUAGUACGUACUUUUGUUGAUAUUGUAUCGUACAGACGUAUUAGUAUAAGUUAUUCCACUCAGUAAAAAUCAUAUUCCCAUUAUUCUAAAAUCUAUUCUAUAAGUUGCAUUAAAUUUAAGUAUGUGAAUAACAAGAAUAUAUAAUAUUCAUAAUUAUAAACUGUGAUACCCCAUAACCCUACUCAUAUAAAUCAGUAUAUGCCCGAUAGACAAUACCCAUCCAAGCAUAGUAAUAUAAGUCAUGCACAGGUCUGUUAUUCAUAUUAGCACAAUUUAUGUACGUAAAUACUUGCAGACACGUUCGAUGAGUUUAGUAAAUUUUGAAUAGUGUAUCGAAUGAAAUAUAACGAUUUUCUGAUUAUUGAACCAAUAUGAAUUCUAAUGAUAUAACAAGUACAAUUACACUCUAUAAGAAAUCUGCAUGUUGUUACAUUUUAUUUUAAUCUCAUGAAAAUGUGUAAAAUGAUUUUAAACCGAUUAACAUCUUAUGUAAUUAAAAUAAAGACGAGAUUAAAUAACUUUUUUAA